GUAUGGACUAUGGACAUGGUUAGCAUGGCAGUUGUCAGUUCACGUUAGCCAUGAAGAUAAAUAUUGUCUAAUAUUUAUCUAUAAUUAUUAAACAUAGUCCAUUUUGAAUCAUAUUUCCAUGCAAUGCUAGGCAGCUAUGGGAUUCAACCAGUUACUCUGGUCUUUAACAACUUUAAAGACUGUUUUCUGCACCUGUCCCCCAACUUAGUGUCUCAGCUCUGUCUCAGAGAGAAUCAGGUGUUGGAGUUGUCCUGGGCUGAUGGUGAUCAUCCCCUGUACUUAAGCUGGAUCAGGGGCAGUAAGACAUCAUCAUCAGCAGGACAGGAGGACAGGGUUGAGCUCAGCAGGCAGUUGGGAGAGAAGCUCGGGUUGCAUGAAGGAGAACAGGGCUUCCUGAGACCAUGUGUUCAGGUGCAAUCAGUUCAACAGGUGUUUGUGGAGCCUCUGUCUUCAGAUGAUUGGGAAAUCCUGGAGCUUCAUUGCUUAGCUCUUGAACAGCAACUUUUAGACCAGAUCCGAGUGGUCUUCAGAGAUGCAGUGUUCCCUGUGUGGGUUGACCAUCACACUGUUAUCUACAUCAAGAUAGUCUCCUUGUCUCCGUCUGUCUCAUACGGCCGAUUGGAGCAGUUCACUGAGCUGGUAGUCUCACCUAAACUUCGACCUGGAGACAACCACCUUCCUCAUGUUCACUCAAAUUCCGAACCAAAGAAUCAACAUCUGCCAAGGCAGCCGAGCGCCGAACCCUCAUCUGUGACCUCAUGUACCGGAUGCGACUCCCAGUCGAGUGUCCCAGAGUCUAUUAGUCAUCGCUCAGAUUGUCCUCAAAGUCUUCAAGUUGGAAUGACUGAUCUGAGGAGUCUGUUACGAUACAUGUUUACAGGAAAACAUCAGCCGGCCAAAGAGAUUCCCGAAGUUCCUAUUAUCCCUGCUGUCUUCCAAGAUUGUGUGCUCCGGGUGUGUGGAUCCCCACCAGCAGCGAUUUCUCAUCUCGGUUCGAGUCCUAGAGACGUUCAUGUAUUCCCAUGGCACCAGUUGGAGUGUUGGAGUCCAAGCCUGCCUGUAUUAACCUACGGCAGACUUUCAAAGGUUCACUCUCCGAAAGAAGUGAGGGAGCAAGCCAAGCAAGCGAUGGAGAAGAAAAAGAGCAGAGAUACAGAAAAAGAUCAGACUGAUACAGAUAUUCAGAAAGACAGAGAAGGGUCAGUGGUGGUUAGGAUGAUUUGCCACGAUGCUGAGAAGCUGCAGCUGGAUCCGAGAUCCUGGAAAAUGGGAGAAAUUCAUAGUGGGAAGAUUUGGAUCCCAAGCAGUUUACGAGGCAGGUUGAGCGUUGAAACGAACUCUGCUGUGAAAAUACAACCUUUGCGAUGUACCCCUAAAGUAGCACUACACGUUUCUCUUCAGCCCUUACAUCCUAUGGCUGAAGGUGACAGAGAGGAAGAUGUUCAGUCUGCUUUCCUCAGUUGGCUUCAUGCUCUGAGCCAUCAGCCUUUAGCUUGUCUCACAGCACGGACUGACGUAAUCAUCCUGCCCUGCACUGAAGGCAAGUCCGAGUUCAUCUUGACUGUUCUAAAACCUGAAGCUGAGCCUGAGCAAGCAGAUGAGAUCUUUCUCUUAUCUACUGGUGCCCUGUACAAAGCAGACAUACAGAUUGUCAAGGAGCCUCUUGGGUCGAACCAAACCACAGCAUACACUGCAGAUGGGUCGCCUUGUGUUGGCUUCCCUUCCCUCAGCUCUCUUGGCGGUGUGGAGGACAUCAGUGCAUGUGCUUUUGAGCACAUCUCUCACAGUCUGUUGGGAAGUCCACUCUCGUGUGAGCUGAUAUCCUCUGGCUGUGGCCUUCGGAGUGGAGCUCUGCUUAUCACAGGAGCUAAGGGCAGCGGUAAGACUUCUCUAGCCAAGGCUCUCUGUAGGAAAGCUGUGGAAGAGCUCGAUGCCCACGUCGAGGUACUGGAUUGCAAGAAACUUAAAGGUAAACGAGCAGACACAGUGAGGCGAAGACUGGACGAGGUUUUCGAGCAAGCAGUGUGGAGACAGCCGUCUGUGGUGCUGUUGGAUGACCUGGAUCACAUGACUGGAGCAGCCACCACCCCUGAGCAGGAGCAGGGAGUGGAGGCUGUGCUGCAUCAUCACAUCACACAAAGCCUGAAGGAUUUGGUGGAUGAGGUGGUGGAACGCUCCAGUUUGGUGACUCUGCUGGUCACGGCACAGAAUGAACACACUCUUCACCCAGUGCUGACCGAAGUGCAGGGUUCGCACUUCUUUCAGAGCUUCUGUAAGAUAGACACACCCGACCAGGUCCAGAGAGCAGACAUCCUGAGAUCAAUAAUGACCAGUAAAAAUAUCAUAACCGAAGACAGCACAGGAAAUUUUGAUCUGGAGGACAUUACCAUGAAAACGGAAGGCUACCUUCCACGAGAUUUGGACCUUCUCCUGGACCGAGCCAUUCAUGCCAACGCUGUUCACAAUAGCGGCAACAGGAACACUCAAGGUGUGUGCUUGAGCAUUGUGGACUUGCAUCAGGCACUGCAGGGUUUCACACCUCCCUCUCUGUGGGGGAUGCAGCUGCAGGUGCCCAGCGUCGCAGGAAUGGAGCAGGUGGGCGGACUUCAUCAGGCACGCCAGCUUCUUAUGGACACCAUACUACUGCCUGCCAAGUACCCACUGCUCUUCUCCAGUCUGCCAAUUCGCCAUCGCUCUGGUGUGCUGCUUUAUGGAGCUCCUGGCACAGGGAAAACACUACUGGCUGGAGCUGUUGCCAAAGAGAGUGGCAUGAAUUUUAUCAGCAUUAAGGGUCCGGAGCUGCUGAGCAAGUACAUUGGUGCUAGUGAGCAGGCAGUAAGGGAUGUGUUUCAGAGAGCACAAGCAGCUAAGCCCUGUAUCCUGUUUUUUGACGAGUUUGAUUCCCUGGCACCACGGAGAGGACACGACAGCACAGGGGUCACUGACCGAGUGGUUAACCAGCUGCUCACACAGCUGGAUGGAGUAGAGGGGCUGCAGGGAGUGUACAUGCUGGCAGCCACCAGUCGUCCUGAUCUGAUCGACCCUGCUCUGCUGAGGCCCGGGAGGCUAGACAAGACCCUGUACUGCCCUCCUCCAGACCGGGAAGCCAGACUGGAGAUCCUGAAGGCUCUGACUCACGCUGUUCCCCUUGCUGCAGAUGUGGACUUGGAAGAGAUCGCUGUAGUCACCGAGUUAUAUACAGGAGCUGAUCUGAAAGGCCUGUUAUACAACGCACAGCUGGAGGCCAUUCACAGCAGUCUGGGAGCAAGCGUGCUGGCUGAAAUGGUCAGUUUUUCCUACACUGGUGUGCAGGAGCUGGGCUCAGGAUCCGACAGCGAGGUCAGCGUAUCGUCGCUGAUCUUCCUGAACCACAGCAGCGGCUCGGACGACUCUGCAGGAGAGGCUGAGGCUGGCCUGGAGACUUCCGCGGCAGCCCUGGAGCACACCGAGAUUCCUACUGAAGACUUAAACCGCAACAUCUGGCGGCUCUAUUUUGGAAGCUCGUUUGAAUUGGAGCUUGGCCACAACUCACCCCCUGAGCUGAAUUCACAGUGCUUAUCAGUCCCUAACUCCACCACGCAUGAGCUGACCGGUGCAUCGGCGAGAGACGUUACUUUCCUCCGAGGCCCACUGCUUAUGUCCUCUGUGCAGCAGGGCUUCCAGGACCUGAACUCUGAACAAUCUGAGCGCCUGAGAGCCGAUCUCAACACCAUCAAAAGCAGCUAUCACAGGAACAUCGAGGACACCAGUGUGGAACAGACAGGACCUGUUAAACCUGUGGUCCUGAUAUGUCAGUCUCACCUCAUGUCAGCACUGGCUAACACUAGAGCCUCUAUCAGUAGACAGGACUGGAGGAGGUAUUCUGAGCUCUACGAGUCAUUUGGAGCUUCACGAGAAGGCAAGUCUCAAAACGCUGUGCUGUUUACACCAGGCCAACGAGUAACUCUGGCCUAACGAGGACCAUUCCCACACACACACACAAACUCUUUAGUUACUACUUAACAAAGGCAGAUAAAUGUUUAACUUUGACUUACUUGGAAAAACAUCACGGCCACAUCACGUAUUAUACGUUCGGUUAACAUUUUGACAUCUGAGUCACGUGUAAAUGGGUCUUUUAGGUUAGAAGAUUGGAUUGUCCUUGAUGUGAGCUAACCAGAAAGCUUAAUAACUGUAAUAUAUUUCAGAAAUGUUUGUGUUUUGAUUGAUGUGAAUAUAAUCAAGGAACUGAUGUGUGACCAUUGAUUCCUUCACUUAAUUAAAUAAAUAUUGAUUGACUUUUUAAAAAAAUAA
Molecule: messenger RNA, 4290 nt
Organism: Silurus meridionalis
Lineage: Eukaryota; Metazoa; Chordata; Actinopteri; Siluriformes; Siluridae
Gene: pex1
Product: peroxisomal biogenesis factor 1
Exons: 24
Coding region: 124-3954 (1276 amino acids)
Biological process (GO): protein import into peroxisome matrix
Cellular component (GO): cytosol; peroxisomal membrane; peroxisome
Molecular function (GO): ATP binding; ATP hydrolysis activity
Source: RefSeq, a predicted model, not a curated record